This is a messenger RNA of Fulmarus glacialis (Northern fulmar), 441 nucleotides long. Its product is annotated as cysteine-rich hydrophobic domain-containing protein 2-like. Bases 1 to 441 code for a protein of 146 amino acids. The transcript is spliced from 6 exons. Lineage: Eukaryota; Metazoa; Chordata; Aves; Procellariiformes; Procellariidae. The record is from RefSeq and is a predicted model, not a curated record.
AUGCCAGAAAAUAUUCAGAUUUUCUUUGAGGUUCGUCCAUUCAUGAACCCAACUAGCCAACUGUUUGGACUAAGCAACAAAUUUGAAGCAGAAUUUCCAUCAUCUUUAACUGGAAAGGUUGCACCUGAAGAAUUUAAAGCCAGCAUCAGUAGAGUUAACAGUUGUCUUAAGAAGAACCUUCCAGUUAAUGUACGAUGGCUACUAUGUGGAUGCCUUUGCUGCUGCUGCACUUUAGGCUGUAGUAUGUGGCCAGUUAUCUGCCUCAGUAAAAGAACACGAAGAUCGAUUGAGAAGUUAUUAGAAUGGGAAAACAAUAGGUUAUACCACAAGCUGUGCUUGCAUUGGAGACUAAGCAAAAGGAAAUGUGAAACGAAUAACAUGAUGGAAUAUGUCAUCCUUAUAGAAUUUUUACCAAAGACACCGAUUUUUCGACCAGAUUAG